Molecule: messenger RNA, 1728 nt
Organism: Sclerotinia sclerotiorum 1980 UF-70
Lineage: Eukaryota; Fungi; Ascomycota; Leotiomycetes; Helotiales; Sclerotiniaceae
Exons: 3
Coding region: 1-1728 (575 amino acids)
Source: RefSeq, a predicted model, not a curated record
AUGAGUGAGACUUACAAACCAGAUACUGAUGCUUUACCGAAAGAUCCUUAUGACACAGCCUAUCUGUCACAAAGAGAUGUGGGAUUAAACAUUCCCAUCAAUUAUGUUACCACUCCAGGUAUUUCUUUAACGGCUGCAUGUUUCCCACUUCUCAAAUAUGAGGAUGAUGAUGCGACUCUCUGUAUUUCCAAUUUAUUGGCCAAUGGGUUUCGGAGACUGGAAGUGGAUUUAUACUGGGAUGAAAUGAGACAAUUAUGGAGUUUUUGUCCUGUAGCGUUACCAGUCGAGACCUCGAGUAUGGUUUCUUCACCAAUUCCAACAUCAACACGUCCUUCCUCUACGGCUCGUUUGACUUCUGCUUCACAAACUACAGAUUUGGUUGCCAGACAGGAUACAGCUACGAGUACGAUUAUUUCUUCAUCAAUUAAAUCCGAUGCUAGUAUCAACGGUCCUGCUCCCCAACCAACCAAUUUCCCAACUUUUUUGGAAAAUCUAGGAUCAAUUUUCUCGGCAAAUUUAUCAGCAUACAUCUAUACACCAAACGAUCUAAGAUCUAACCGAGUAAAUCUGAAUGCAUCAUGGUACUCAGUUACAGAAAGAUAUAGACCUGCUCUAGAUUACUAUUCUACCACUACACGCGAAUUUGGCGUGGUAUCGACGGAAGAUGGUUGGCCAUCAGAAGCUUAUGUCGAAUUUUCGCAAGGCAAACGAAUGCUUUUGCAGUUUGGCAACGUGGAUCCUCAAAUGAAGGGAUACAAUUUCACUGGAGAUUCAGACACUAUCUUUUCUCCAGGCUAUUUGAGUAACAGCCGCGGGAACGAUAUAUUAACCACUCCUGAUGGCAAUCUAACAAGCGGAUGCUUUUUCGCCAAUGCCACAGAACAGGUUUCGCAAGUAAACUCAUCCUGGGCAACAGCGGCAAAUAUACCCGGUUUCGACUAUCCCACACACUCAAAUUCCGAUCUCACUUCCCUCCUCAACCUAACAUCAUCCCUAACAAACUGUGGUAUCUCCCCCACCCUCAACAUGACCCUCCUCAACACCACAGCCAACACCGACAACUCCCCCUACAAAAACUACGCCUACUCCACCAUCUGGUCCUGGGCCCCCAACGAACCCCGCAACUCCUCCUCCUCUUCUUCUUCAUCCUCAACCAACGACCCCCUCUUCCGCUGCGCCACCCUCCGCACCCCCUCAAACCACUGGCACGUAACCGACUGCUCCAGCAAACUCCACGCCGCGUGCCGCCUCCCCACCCAACCCUACAACUGGACACUAACCCCCUACGCAAUAUCCUACUCCUACGCCUCCCAAGCCUGUCCUGCACCGUACACAUUCUCCUCCCCCCGGACCGCGCUCGAAAACACCCAUCUCCUACAAACCAUCCAUCUACUCUCCUCAUCCCCCAAUUCCGAUUUCGAUUCCGAUUCCGACUCCGAUUCCAAGACAAAUGCGAAAAUCUGGAUAGAUUUUAAUUCGCUCGAUACGAGGAAUUGCUGGACGGCUGGGGGUCCCAAUGCCUCGUGUCCGUAUGGUGAUCAGAGGUUGCUAGAUGAUAUUAGGGAGAGGGAGGUUAUUGUUCCUGUGGUGGCGGCGCUGAUUGUGAUGAUUUUGACGGGGUUGGUUUUGGCGGGGAAGUGUGCGGGGAGGGCGAGGAGUAGGAGGGGGAGAGGGAGGAGGAGAGGAAAGAAAAGGGGAGGGGUGGUUUAUGAAGGGGUGCCUGCUUGA